AGCGGUAAGACGAAUUAUUCAGUGUAUUGUGCGUUACAUUUUACUCUAUCCAUCCACUGUGAGUGUAAUUGAAUCGGUAGUGAGGUUUAUGUAGGAGCUAGAGUGCUCUGCUUGAAAGUUUUGGCGCCAAGCGUAACGGUUGGUGUACACAAAGAGUAAUCGCUUGCCAAGACUGUUAGUUUAUUACUUACCGCUACACCAGUGGACCUGAGGAUUAAUUAAAACAAUUUUCGAAAGUUUCACGCAUUUAUUCAUCGAAUAUAAAGUUUACGCACGACAAAAUGGAAAAGCGAGUAGCCCACCAACGUGGGAAUGUUGAUAAAUUUAUCGCUUACUGUGAGUCUGUGGUGAAUAUGCCUCAACCGAAUAUCACCAAGGGUUAUUUAGAGGCGAAGACAAAAAUUAUCAGCGAAUUUUGGGCCAAGUUGGACAAGGAGAAUGACGAAAUAUUAAGGGAAAUUGAGGAAGAAGAGAUGGUGUCGAAGUAUUUCACACAGAGAGAGUUCGAGAAAGCAUUUACGGCGUACGACAAGGUGACCGUCAAGAUUCAAUCUAAAUUGGAAAAAUUUGAAGGUCCUGGUCCUCAAUUGGGUCCUAUAACAUUCCCUGAAAAUGUAACUGUAAGAUCCAGCGAAGGAGAUACGAAAUUGAAACUGAAACCAAUAGACGUCCCGAAAUUCUUUGGAGAUUACAAGAAGUGGAUUUCAUUCAGAAACAUGUUUGAUUCGAUGGUCCACAAGAAUGAGAAGUUCAGCGGUCUCGAGAAAAUGCACUAUUUGAAGACGUGUCUAGGAGGAGAAGCUGAAGAUAUUUUAUCGCAAUUCGACAUCACGGAGGAGGCAUAUCCAGAAGCCUACAAGGUGAUAACGAGCCGUUACCAUAAUGAGGUGAUAUUGGUGGAUACACACAUAAUGGAUUUGUUAUCGCAACCGAAGCUGAUGUCAGAGUCAAGUGAUGCUAUUAAAGGAUUAUUGGAUGGUACGGAGAGAAAUUUGAGAGCUCUCGAAUGGUUGAAAAUCGAUGUAUCAACGUGGGAUCCCAUUUUACUGCUACUAUUGGUUCAAAAAUUAGAUAGAGCUACGAGGCGAUUAUGGGAGCAGAUGUUAAAGCCGAAAGUUAGACCUUCUAUGAAGGAAUUUCUCGAAUUUUUAGAUACGAGAUUUCACGCGCUGGGUUGCCAGCAGGUUUUUAAUUUUUCGAUCGAAUCAACGGAUAACUAUCAGCCGAGGUAUAAAAAAUUCAAAAAGAGCUCAGGAAACGAGCACAGUUUCAAUCCCGAAGAGCCGUUCCCGCCAAGAGUUCAUCAAAAUUUCCAUAACUCUUCUCAACCUAAACAGAGAAAUUGUCCUUUCAAUUGUGGCGAAGCCCACCAAGCAUCAGAUUGUGAGAAUUUCCAGAAAUCAAAUUUAGACCAGCGAUGGAGCUGGGUCAACGGAAAUAAGUUGUGCAAAAACUGUUUGAAAGGUCACCUUGGAAAAUGUUCGUUAAGGCCAGGUUGUCAGAAAUGCGGAAAGUAUCACCACACUUUACUGCAUGUGGAGUCAUCAAAGAAUCCUACAGUCGCCGCUUCAACGGGUAAUAGCCACGCUGGGCGGCAAGGAAAUAAUACUGAGAUUAGGAAUCAUCACACUAAUGUGCAACAAGAGCUUAAUCAAUUGCAACAGCGAAACGAAAUCGAGAGUGUGGAUCGUGUUGUGUGGGACGAACCGAUUAUGUUGGCAACGGCAAUAGUGCUGAUACGAUCAUUACGAGAUAAUCUCUUUUAUCCGUUCCGGGCACUUCUAGAUCAAGCUAGUACAGCAUCUUACGUUUGCGAAAAUGUGGUACAGUUUCUAGGGCUACAGAAACAACCAGUUAUUGCGUCGACUAGUGGUCUGGGAGGUGUUACCACAGGCAACAUAAAGUCUAUCGUUGAAUUCGAGCUAGGAUCGAAGCGCAACCACUCGUUCAGCAUGUUAACUCAAGCGCCAGUAACCAAAAAGAUCACAAGUCCAUUACCGUCAACGAUCUUGCGGAAAGCUGAAUGGGACCACAUCAAGGAUUUGCAAUUAGCAGACCCCGAAUUCAAUGUACCUGCGAAAAUAGACUUACUAUUAGGUGCACCGGUUUAUGGAUAUUUGCUAUUACCAGGACUGAUUAAAUCGUCACCCAUGUAUCCGGUUGCCCAGAACACUGAAUUCGGUUGGAUAUUAUCAGGAGCCACGAGACCUCAAGAUCCAGUGCAGCACAAGAUCACCAAUUUCCAUCUGAAACUAGAAUUAGAAGAUCAACUAAAGAAAUUUUUUGAUCAAGAAGAGGUGUCAAAGGAACGGAUUUUAACGCAAGAGGAAGUUCAAUGUGAGAAAAUUUUCGAGGAGACCGUACAAAGGCGAGAUGAUGGCAGGUUCGUUGUGGCUUUGCCGUUUAAAGGAAAUCCGAAGUCGCUAGGUGCGUCAAAGGGGCAAGCAUUUUCGCGUUUAAUGAAAUUGGAAUCGAGAUUCAAGGCCAACCAGGAAUUACAAGAAGAGUACGUUAAAAUUCUCAAAGAAUACGAAGAAUUAGAACACACAUCGGUUAUAGGCGAGUUAGAUAAAUCGACAGAGUCGACAAGUUAUUACCUUCCACAUCAUGCAGUGUUUAAACCAGAAUCGACGACAACGAAAACUAGAGUGGUGUUCGAUGCUUCGGCAAGGACGACAAGUGGAUUGUCUCUCAACGAUUUACUGAUGACGGGGCCCACACUUCAACAAGAUCUGAUGUCAAUAUUGCUAAGAUGGCGAACACAUCGUAUAUCAAUUAUGGCUGACAUCGCAAAGAUGUACCGGCAAGUAGUGGUGAGAAAGGAGGAUCGGAAAUACCAAAGAUUUCUGUUCAGAGAGAAGAUAAGGGAUCCGAUUUUGGAAUAUGAACACAACAUGGUCACGUUUGGCAUAACCGCGGCAACGUACUUAGCAGUGAAGGCAUUACAGUACCUGGCGAAAAUCGAAAAAGAUAAUUACAAAGAAGCGGCCGAAGUCGUUAUAAGAGAUUUUUACAUGGAUGACUGCAUGUCAGGAGCCGAUACAGUUCAGCAAGCAAUUCGGUUGUGCAAAGAUUUGAAAGAGUUAUUGGCCAAAGCUCAGUUUCCAUUACGGAAGUUUGUAUCUAAUUCCGCUGAAGUACUGGAGAGUCUGCCAGAAGCAGACAGAGAAUUGAAAUUGCCGUUGGAAAUAAACCUCGACAGUAAUAUAAAGACAUUAGGGAUCCGAUACGAACCCACAACGGAUGUAUUCAGGUUCAAGGUGAAUCUAGAAAAAGCCAAGAUACCACCAACGAAGAGGAGCAUGUUAUCAGAAACAGCUUCCUUGUUCGAUCCAUUAGGAUGGCUAGCUCCUGUAAUCGUCAGAGCUAAAAUUAUGUUCCAAGAUUUAUGGAAAGAAGGAUUAGACUGGAAGCAGGAAUUACCUAAAAAUAUAGCUAGUGUUUGGACAGAGUUCAGAAACGAAUUGCAUCAGUUGGAGAAUAUUCAAAUCAACAGAUGGAACCAUUUUGGCGCAGGAGUAAAGAAAAUCGAGAUUCACGGUUUUUCUGAUGCAUCAGAGAAAGCUUAUGCUGCGGUUAUAUAUUCUAGGGUCGUCAAUCAAAAUGAUGAAAUACAUAUCACAAUGCUGACUUCAAAGACUAGAGUCGCACCAAUCAAACAAAUAACGUUGCCACGCCUCGAAUUAUGUGGAGCGGUACUGUUGACGAAUCUAAUUGAAAACGUUCAAAAGGCAUUAGGCACGAAUAACGAAAAUGUGCAUGCAUGGACGGAUUCGACAAUAGUAUUAGGAUGGUUACGAACAGAUCCAGCCAAAUUAAAAACAUUUGUAGCAAACAGGGUCGUCGAAACACAUAAUGUGUUGAACAUUAAUCAAUGGCAUCACAUCGAAGGGACGAAAAAUCCAGCUGAUUGUGCCUCGAGAGGUAUAAGUCCAGGAGAACUAAAAAAUCACAAAUUAUGGUGGGAAGGAGCGGAAUGUUUAAAGGAACACAGAGAAUCUUGGGAACAAAAUUUACAAUUGCCACCAGUUACCUUAGAAUUGAAGAAGAAAGUCGUGUCAACAUUCGUGAUAACACCUCAUAACGAUUUCGAAGAUUUGUUCACGCGAUAUUCCAGUUUUAGACGUUUGAUACGAGUAACUGCGAUUUGUUGGAAGUUCGUGGAAAAUAUACAAGCUACAAGGGAAGUACGAAUAGCGACCCUUUGCUUAACGUUCGUAAACAAAUUACUGGAGAAAAGAAAAGGGAUGCAGUUGACCGUAACCGCAGAAGAUUUAAGAAGAGCAGAAUUGCGUCUAAUUCGUUUACAUCAAGGAAAGGAAUUUUCCAGGGAACUGCAUCAUUUAAUGAAGAAAGAAAACAUAAAUCCGAAGAGCAAGUUGCUGCCGUUAAACCCUUUCGUAGAUUCUAAUAAUUGUCUACGAGUUGGAGGACGUUUGGAAAAUGCGAAUAUUGAUUACGAUCGGAAACAUCCUCUCAUCAUAUCAGCAGGUGGUCUCGCUAAAUUAAUAAUCGCGGAUAUGCACGAAGAGACAUUGCAUGGAGGAACUCGUUUAACAAUGAAUAUGGUAAGGGAGAAAUACUGGAUAAUCAAUUUAAGACGACAAGUCAAGCAGUGCGUGUUGAACUGUGUCAAAUGUUGCCGGUACAAUCAAAGGAUGGGAGAGCAGAUCAUGGCUGAUUUACCACCUAAUCGAGUCACAGAAUCGAUGAUUUUCGCCGAGACGGGUUUGGAUUACGCGGGACCGUUUAAUAUCAAAGCAUCCAACGUGAGAUCCCCCCCAAUACGCAUAAAGCCAACAGUCGUAAAUGGAGAAGUGAUAAAAUCGAUACCGAAGAUUCCUGUUUAUGAAGGAUAUAUCGCACUUUUCAUCUGUUUUGCUACGAAAGCUGUACAUCUCGAAGUGGUUAGUGAUCAGACAACGGAAGCAUUUUUGGCGGCUUUUGACCGUUUCAUUAGUCGGAGAGGCACACCGGAACGCUGUCAUUCAGACAAUUCGAAGACAUUCAUUGGAGCCAAGAAUGUACUAGCAGUUGAAAGCGAACAGUCAAUGUUGGAUUACAAUCAAGUGAUUAAUCAUGCGGCAGACAAGGGCAUCAAUUGGUCGUUCAUCCCACCUAGAGCACCUCAUUUCGGUGGUAUAUGGGAAUCAAACAUCAAAUCCAUGAAGCACCAUUUGAAGCGAGUGAUCGGUGACAUCACGUUAACGUAUGAGGAGCUGUCAACUGUUCUGACGAAAGUUGAAGCUUGUUUAAAUUCGAGACCGAUGUGUCAAUUGAAUGAUGAUCCGAACGAUUUGAGUGUGUUGACACCCGGGCAUUUUUUGAUCGGUAGACCGUUGAAAGCCAGACCGAAAGGAAUAAUGGGGGCUAAAGGAGUCGGAGUGAAAGAAAGAUGGAACGUGGUUCAGAGAAUUUACAGAGAUUUUUGGGAUGCAUGGAGUAAGGAAUAUUUGAAUCAGUUGCAACACCGUCCGAAAUGGCAAGGUCAGAAGAAGAAUUUCAAAGAAGGAGAUGUAGUUCUACUGAAAGAAGACAACAUAGCUCCUACGAGAUGGCCGUUAGCACGAGUAGUAAAAGUUCACUCGAGCUUGGAUAAAAAUGUUCGAUCGGUGACGAUAAAAACACAUAACGAGUCUGGCAAAUUAAUCGAAUUGGAGCGGCCUAUAGUUAAAUUGUGUCCGCUACCCAUGGACGGAAAUGAACCGUUGAGUGAGGCCACUAAGAACCCACCGACUGUUCCGAGUCAUUAAGCAAUUUCUAACAACAAAAACAUUAAAAUUAAGUGAGAGACUGAUGUGUGAAUGGAUGGAUAGAGAGUGAACAUGAACUAGUGAUAAAGAUUGAGACAAUAGUGAUAAGGACACGAUAAACCAAUUGGAACUUAAGAAGAAAAAUAAUUCCGUCUUACCGUAUUGAUGACCGCACAUUAACGUUCAGCCAGGCAGUAUUCAGAUCCAGAUGCAUAAAGUUCCAGUACCUUUAAGAGGGCCGUUUUAUAUCCCUAGUAUUGCCCAAUCAUCGUCACUAGGGUGAUGCAAAAGGGAAGUUAAAGAAAAUUUCAUUUCACAAUUCACAUGAUGCUUACCGCAUAACACAUUUUCAGUAGAUUUGGUAGUAGCUGCAGUUUCAUAUUCCAAUGGUGGUAGGCAGCCGGGCAGUCAAUUAUUCCACUGGUCCAGACGAUCAACAAUUUAAUCCACUGGUCCAGACGAUCAACAAUUUAAUCAAUUGGUCCAGACGAUCAUC
This is a messenger RNA of Bradysia coprophila, 6249 nucleotides long. RefSeq lists its product as uncharacterized. The record is from RefSeq and is a predicted model, not a curated record. NCBI's taxonomy places the organism in Eukaryota, Metazoa, Arthropoda, Insecta, Diptera, Sciaridae. Gene Ontology annotation, biological process: DNA integration. Gene Ontology annotation, molecular function: nucleic acid binding.